AUGACUGCAAGUACCUUUCAAGAUAAAUUAAAAGAUUUAAAUUUAACUGGUGAUGAAAUGAAACGCUUUUCGGACGCUUUUCAAAACGCAGAAUUUCGCAAAUUGUUCAUUCAAUACGCCGAAGAACUCAAUGAUCCAAAGAAUCGCGAGCUAUACGAGCAAGAAAUUCGCGCUGCCGAGCAACAACGUGGCUCGGAUGUGACAUUCAUACAUCCGAACGCAGGUCAUGUACUAAAAACAACAAUUGGUGAUAAGACCAAAUGUUUUAUUAACAUUGCAAUGAAUGAACAUGUAGAUAAACCUUCCUAUGCAAAAACCGAUGGGUCGAAUGGAAAAAAAGGUGCACAGUGGAGUUUACCACAUUGUCUAGCUGGUCCACACGAAGAUCUCGAUCAUGAAUCGAAAUCAUGUACUGUUUACGAUGUGAUUUUCUCUCCGGAUACCUAUCGAAUGGGUGAAACAAACGAGAAAUUCAUGAAUAUGAUCGACGAAUCAGCAUUAGACUCAGUCGAAAAGAAUUACAAUUGUAAAUUGGAUCGAAAGAAUGUGAAACGGUUGAAAAUGAAGUUCAAAGGGAUACCAAAAGCAACAAUUCUUAGGAAAAAGCAAGAGAAUUUUGUGGAAGAAACAGAAAAACAAUUAAAAGAUAAAACCGAUGAAAUCAUCGACAAGGCACUAUCUUCUGCUCAAAACCAUAAAGUUAUCCUUUCGAGUCAUAAUCGUUCAACAAAUAACAGUUCUCCUCCAUCAGCCAGUAUCACUCCGCCUGAGACGAACACACCUCGUACAGAUGAAAAUGGUUUUACGAUUCCGACAUAUCGUAUAGUUCAUCGCGGUGAGUUCGACAUGCAAGAUUGCACAAAUUCUCUCGUUCCACAAGUACAUUCAAUGCGUCCGAAAGAAUUACUCGUGGAAAUCGAUCUACCAUUAUGCGCAUCAUCGAGUAAUGUCGAUCUAGAUGUAUGUGAACGUUCACUUAAACUUCACUGUGAUUCACCAAAAUAUUCACUUGAUUUGCCAUUAUCUUAUCCAGUUCGCGAGAGUGAUAGUCAUGCACGUUUUGACAAAAAACAGCGGAAGUUACUCGUUGUAUUAGCUGUUAUCAAAGAAAUUUCGACGAUCAUUGAAAUGCAAACAAAUACUCCUCCAGAAGAGACGAAUGAAGAGACUGCUGAAGUCAACUCACCUAUUCCAACGGCAGAACCUGCAGCAGCGAUUGAGAAACCUGCGAAUGUAGUUUAUACAUCAAUUCCAUUUGAAUACAAACAAGGUUCCGGACAUCUAGCAAUUGUUAUUUACGUGAAAAAUGUUGAUGAAUCAAGUUUCAAACUAGACAAUGAUGGUCAACACGUUAUCAUUCAGUUAUCCUCGUUAGGUUCUGGGUUUUAUCCACUUCAACAUCAACUUUGUCUUGAUUUCGACGAACCAAUGACCUUCGACACAGCCGAAAGUUCUUCGAGCAUAACAUUCAAUAAUGACAAUGUUUUAGUUGUUUUGAAAAAGACUUCCAACAAUAAACAAAUCGAUCAUUUUCAAAGCAGUGUUAAUCGCGACGAUAUGAAGACGCAUUAUUCAACUGUAUCGAAUACACCCGCUCCUGACAAAGCCAACACUUCAUCUACUCAAGCAAUGACCAAGGACGACUUUCUCAUGUCCAGAUCGGACUCGUCUACUUCGUUGAAUGGCGACCAGCAGAAGCAAUUAACAAAGAAACAAGCGAAAAAGAUAGCCAAGCAAAAACGAAAGAAUUCGUUAACUAAAACGGAUAGUAACGAUAAAUUAUCGAAUGAAAUUUCGUCUAUAUCACUUCAAUCAAAUACCGAUGAAGAAAAGGAGGAAGACAAACUUCCUGAAAUGCCUAAAAGUAUUACGCGUCCAACAGUCUAUCGUCGCCAUAUGUCAGAAUCUCAAGUUGAGCUGGGAAUAACAUCAAACGGAGAAUUCAAACUAAAAGGUAUACUGAAAAAUUCAACAAAAUAUCGUUCGUACUCAGCAUCAUUCAGUGAACAUUUUGAUAAUUCGAACAAUGAUAAUCAACACGAAGAACCUGUUUUCGAAGCAUGUUCAACUGUUGAUGAUUUGACUAGUAGUAAUGAAAAUAAUAGUAUUGUAACAUCGCCAGAUAGCGGUGGUAGUAGUAGUUUAUGUACAACACCAAGUUCGUCGCUGAAUGUCAAACAUGUGACAUUCAACAAUCAAGUAUCAAGAAAAACAUUUAAGCCAGGUGGACCUGUUUCAGGUAUGAGAAAAUUAUCGUCGCAUCAACAACGUAAAUUGAAAAAGCGUAAACGGCAAGACUCUCUCAACUCUCAGUCGAGUGAUCCAGAUGAUUCGACAUCGGAGAAAAACAAGUCAGCCAAUCAAUCGAAUGAAUAUAAAAAUCCCGUGGAAUUUCAAGAUGUUAUCGCUCGGCAAGCCAGCGGGAUCGCAUCGUCGAAGAGUGAAGAUGGAAAUGCCUCAACAACUAAAUCAGCUGUUCAAUUUACUAAUCCUCUUAUUUUCGAAUUAGACAAUUAG
Adineta ricciae is the source of this 2517-nucleotide messenger RNA. Lineage: Eukaryota; Metazoa; Rotifera; Eurotatoria; Adinetida; Adinetidae. The record is from the annotation of a GenBank genome assembly.